Molecule: messenger RNA, 928 nt
Organism: Nematolebias whitei (Rio pearlfish)
Lineage: Eukaryota; Metazoa; Chordata; Actinopteri; Cyprinodontiformes; Rivulidae
Product: dehydrogenase/reductase SDR family member 11
Exons: 7
Coding region: 44-811 (255 amino acids)
Source: RefSeq, a predicted model, not a curated record
GGGGGACAGUGUCUGUUGUCCUUCGUGUCCUCAGCAGUGAAAGAUGGACCGCUGGAGGGGCAGAGUGGCUCUGGUGACCGGGGCUUCGGCCGGGAUCGGAGCCGCCAUAUCCAAAGAACUGGUCCGGGUCGGGAUGAAGGUGGUGGGCUGCGCCAGGAACGUGGAGAAAAUCCAGAAACUGGCAGCAGAGUGUCGGGCUGCAGGCUACAGCGGCGAGCUGGUUCCUGUCAAGUGUGAUCUGACCAGCGUGGAGGACAUCGAGUCCAUGUUCUCCACCAUCAAAGCUCAGCACGGAGGCGUAGACGUGUGCGUCAACAACGCCGGCCUGGCCCACCCCGAGCCUCUGCUGAGCGGCAAAACCAACGGCUGGAAGAACAUGCUCGACGUGAACGUUCUGGCUCUGAGCAUUUGCACCCGUGAAGCGUACCAGUCCAUGAAGGAAAGAAACAUCGAUGACGGACACAUCAUCAACUUGAACAGUAUCUGUGGUCACACUGUGAUUCCCAGCUCUGAAAUACAUUUCUACACGGCCUCCAAAUACGCGGUGACGGCUCUGACCGAGGGCCUGAGGCAGGAGCUGGGUGAGGCCAACACUCACAUCCGAGCCACGUGCAUUUCUCCGGGUGUUGUGGAGACAGAGUUUGCUCCGCGGCUCUUCAACGGAAACCCAGAGAAAGUUUCAGCUUUAUACUCAAGCUAUAAGCCUCUGGAAGCCAAAGACGUUGCUGACGCUGUCGUCUACGUCCUAAGUGCUCCUCCGCAUGUGCAGAUUGGAGACAUUCAGAUGAGACCGGUGGAGCAACCGAUGUAACUGCACCACGUGACGCCUUGGAUUGAAUGAGCGACUAAUUCUUCCAUAUGAUUUGUUGAACACAUCCAUCAAAGUAACUACUGUAAUCACAAAUUAAAGCCUGAUUUAAAAAUACAA